AUGAGUUCUAACUGGUUGUAUGUUUUACAGUUUCAACUUGAAGAAGCUAUAGAAAAGGAAGACUUUGAAGAAGCUGCAAAAUUGAAAGCAUCUAUUGCAGAAGCUACAUCGAAGGACUCAGUUGCUGAAAUUAUGUCCAUGUUGAAGAAUGCAAUAGAUGAAGAGCGUUAUCAUGAUGCUUCAAGAUUGUGCCGAAGUACGGGAAGUGGCUUGGUUGGUUGGUGGGUUGGCUAUUCAAAAGAUUCAGAUGAUCCAUUUGGUAGACUAAUACGUGUUACUCCAGGUGUGGGCAGAUUUAUCGGCAGAAGUUAUACUCCAAAACAGUUGGUCAAAGCCUCUCCUGGAACUCCACUGUUUGAGAUUUUUGUUGUCAAAGAUGGAAAUAACACUUACAACGUGCAGGUGGUAUUGUUGCAGCGACCCAAAGGAAGUGCAGCAAGUUCAAGUCCAUCAUCUAAGUCGAAGCCAAUGAAGGGACCUUCAUCUACUGAAAUUGAGAACAGAGCUGUAAUUGAUGUUAAAGUAGAUGAAGCUGAAGCAGAAAAAAACAAUGAGAAGAGCAUAGAUUUUGAGGGAGCUGCUGAAGAGGGAAUAAGAAGUGUGAUAAAUUUUCUUAAAGAUAAAAUACCUGAUCUGAAAGUGAAAGUAAUGAAAGUCAAUAUUACAGAAGAAAUAACAGAUGAUGGUGAUUCAGUGAAGCAAUUUCUGGAAGAAGAAGAUGAGAACACUAUUUCCAGUGAGGAGACGGAUGAAACAACUAGUGAUUUGGAUAACAUGAAUUCUGACCGAGUUACAGUAGGAGGAGAUAGUGGCACAAGUGAAGAAGGAAAAACUGUAGAUACCAAGCUUUUUGUAGGGGGUGUAUUACAUAAUAAAGAAGACAAUCCAUUAAAGGACGAAUUUGUUCGUUUCCCUGUUGAGAUCAAAGAUGUGGCAAAGGAUUCCUUUGUGCUUCACAUUCCUAAGAGACUCGGAGAUCAUGAUGCUAAAGAAAAUACUGCAUCCAGCGUUAAUGAGGCAGCUAUUGCAGCUCAGAGUAUCUCUGAACUAAUGCCUCCUGAUGUUGCCAAAGCAUUUUGGAGUUCUGAUAAAGCUUCUUCAAAAGUUUCUAGAGAUGUUAAGGAGAUGCUAAAGCUUGCAGUUAGUCAGGCACAGAAGCGAUACAAAUUAUCUGAAUACACAAGUUUUAGUCGAAUAACCUCCCCUGGGGAUUUAGAUCCUUUUGAAGGUCUAUAUGUUGGUGCAUUUGGACCUUAUGGAACUGAGGUAGUGCAAUUAAGGCGGAAAUAUGGUAACUGGAAUGUAAAUGAUGCUGAGAAAUCCUCGAAUGUGGAGUUCUUUGAGUAUGUUGAGGCAGUAAAGCUAACAGGGGAUAUCAAUGUGCCUGCUGGCGAGGUGACGUUUCGAGCUAAAAUAAGUAGAGGAAGUCGCUUGUCCAACAGGGGGAUGUAUCCAGACGAACUUGGUGUGCUUGCUGGUUACAAAGGUCAAGGAAGAAUAGCUGAAUAUGGUUUCAAAAACCCAAGGUGGGUUGAGGGAGAGCUUCUACAACUCAAUGGAAAGGGAAUGGGACCACACCUCAAAGGUGCAGACCUUGGCUUUCUUUAUGUCAUUCCGGAGCACAGCUUUCUUGUACUCUUCAAUCGCUUGAAACUACCAGAGUAAAGACACAAGUUGAUUGUAUGACUUUAAAUCCAGUUGUGCGGUUAGGCUAGGAGAAGAUCAUAUUCCUUCUUCCAACAGGUUAUUUCCCUUUUGCCAGAUAACUUUUGCAGUGUUUUUAUCAGAUAGGAAUCAACCUGCAAUGUGAUCGAAAAAGCCAACCCUUUCCCCUCCCUUUUUGCCAUAGUGAGUGUUUUGCUGUCCAAUAAUGAUACAUCCUUUCAGUUUUCAUCAUAAACACUAAAAACUUAUAUCUUGUAAUGCAUUUUUUUUUGUUAAGAG
Molecule: messenger RNA, 1944 nt
Organism: Solanum stenotomum
Lineage: Eukaryota; Viridiplantae; Streptophyta; Magnoliopsida; Solanales; Solanaceae
Product: protein EXECUTER 2, chloroplastic
Exons: 10
Coding region: 1-1665 (554 amino acids)
Biological process (GO): singlet oxygen-mediated programmed cell death; response to singlet oxygen
Cellular component (GO): thylakoid membrane
Source: RefSeq, a predicted model, not a curated record